This is a messenger RNA of Sorex araneus (European shrew), 6591 nucleotides long. RefSeq names its product myosin VIIB (gene MYO7B). Lineage: Eukaryota; Metazoa; Chordata; Mammalia; Eulipotyphla; Soricidae. The coding region runs from base 1 to 6447 and encodes 2148 amino acids. Gene Ontology annotation, molecular function: cytoskeletal motor activity; protein binding; ATP binding. Gene Ontology annotation, cellular component: cytoskeleton; myosin complex. The record is from RefSeq and is a predicted model, not a curated record. The transcript has 47 exons.
AUGCGACUAUUGAACUUGGGACCUUUCUUUGUGUUUCAUGUACGGAAUGGAAACACACAGGGUGACCACGUGUGGCUCAAUCUGUCCUCUAGCAGGGUGGCCAUUGGAGGCAUCAUCAAAGAAACGAAGCCUGGCAAGAUAUUGAUUGAAGAUGAUGAGGGCAAGGAACACUGGAUCCAAUCGGAGGAUCUUGGCACCCUCAGCCCUAUGCACCCCAACUCUGCCAAGGGUGUGGAUGACAUGAUCCGCCUGGGGGACCUGCAUGAGGCAGGCCUGGUGCACAACCUCCUCAUCCGCUAUAAGGAGCACAAGAUCUAUACAUACACAGGCUCCAUCCUGAUGGCUGUGAACCCGUUCCAGUCUUUGCCCCUCUACACCCUGGAGCAGGUACAGCUCUACUACAACCGCCACAUAGGUGAGCUGCCGCCACACGUCUUUGCCAUCGCUGACAACUGCUAUUUCAACAUGAAGAGGAACAAGAAGGACCAGUGCUGUGUUAUCAGUGGUGAGUCUGGAGCGGGGAAGACAGAGACCACCAAGCUCAUCCUCCAGUUCCUGGCAACUGUCAGUGGCCAGCAUUCCUGGAUUGAACAGCAAGUCCUGGAGGCCAACCCCAUCCUGGAAGCCUUUGGAAAUGCCAAGACCGUUCGAAAUGACAACUCGAGCCGCUUUGGGAAGUACAUCGACAUCUACUUCAAUGCCAGUGGGGUGAUUGAGGGUGCACGGAUAGAGCAAUUUCUUCUGGAGAAGUCCCGGGUCUGCCGGCAGGCCCCUGAUGAGCGCAACUACCACAUCUUCUACAGCAUGCUCAAUGGCAUGAGUCCGGAGGAGAAAAAGCUACUGUCCCUUGGAACACCUUCCGAGUACCACUACCUGACCAUGGGGAAUUGUACCUCCUGUGAGGGACUCAAUGAUGCCAAGGAUUACGCUCACGUCCGCUCGGCCAUGAAGAUCCUCAUGUUCUCUGAUUCUGAGAACUGGGACCUCAGCAAGUUGCUGGCAGCCAUUCUCCACCUGGGAAAUGUGAAAUUUAUGGCUGCUGUCUUUGAAAAUCUGGACUCCUCAGAUGUGAUGGACAUGCCCGCCUUUACCAUUGCGAUGAAGUUACUGGAGGUACAGCACCAGGAUCUGCGGGACUGUCUGGUCAAGCACUCUAUGAUCGUCCGCGGGGAGUUUGUUGUCAAGCCUCUCAACAUCACCCAGGCGGCUGACCGGAGGGAUGCCUUUGUCAAGGGCAUCUAUGGGCACCUCUUCCUGUGGAUUGUCAAGAAGAUCAAUUCUGCAAUUUUCAAGCCACCUGACAAGGACCCCAAAAAUGUACGCAGGGCCAUUGGCCUCCUGGACAUAUUUGGCUUUGAAAAUUUCCAGAAAAAUAGCUUUGAGCAGCUCUGCAUCAACUUUGCCAACGAGCACCUGCAGCAGUUCUUUGUGCAUCACGUGUUUACCAUGGAGCAGGAGGAGUACCGCUCAGAGAACAUCAAGUGGAACUACAUCGAGUACAUUGACAAUCGGCCCACCCUGGAACUGCUCGCGCUCAAGCCCAUGAGCAUCAUUUCCCUCAUGGACGAGGAGAGCCGCUUCCCGCAGGGAACAGAUAUCACCAUGCUGCAAAAACUGAACAAUGUCCACGCCAACCAUAAGGCAUUCCUAAAGCCCAAGAACAUCCAUGAUACCCGUUUUGGCAUUGCUCACUUUGCUGGCAACGUGUACUACGAGACAGAAGGCUUCCUGGAGAAGAACCGAGAUGUGCUGAGUAAAGAUAUCCUCACUUUGGUUUACUCCUCCAAGAACAAAUUCCUGAAGGAAAUAUUUAAUCUGGAGUCAGCGGAGACCAAGCUGGGCAACACGACCAUCUUCAAGGCUAACAGUGGAUCUCAGAUUUUCAAGUCUCCAGAUAGCAGUAAGCAGAGGUCCACCUUGGCCGGCCAGUUCAAGCAGUCCCUGGACCAGCUGAUGAAAAUUCUCAACAAUUGCCAGCCUUAUUUUAUCCGCUGCAUCAAGCCCAAUGAGUACAAGAAGCCUCUGCUCUUCGACCGGGAGCUGUGCCUCCAACAGCUGCGGUACUCGGGCAUGAUGGAGACGGUGCAUAUUCGCAGGUCCGGCUUCCCCAUCCGCUACACGUUCGAGGAGUUCUCAAACCGGUUCCGCGUUCUGCUACCCACUCCUCUGAGCAGGCAGCUACGGGACAGGCAUCGCCAGAUGGCCCAGCGCAUUGCAGAGAUGUGGUUGGGGACCGACAAGGACUGGAAAAUGGGAAAGACCAAAAUUUUCCUGAAGGAUAACCAGGACACUCUGCUGGAGAUUCAUAGGACCCAGGCCCUGGACCGGGCAGCAAUCAGCAUCCAGCGAGUCCUGCGAGGCUACAAAUACAGGCAACAAUUUCUGAAGCAGAGGCAGGCGGCCAGGACCAUCCAGGCCAUGUGGAGAGGCCACAUUUCUAGGAAAAACUUUCAGAUGAUCUUUCUGGGGUUUGAGCGCCUCCAGGCCAUUGCCCGGAGUCACUUGCUCAGAAAGCAGUACCUGGACACACGGAAGAGGAUAAUUCAGCUGCAGGCCCGCUGCAGGGGCUACUUGGUACGCCAGCAAGUCGAGGCCAAGAAGAGGGCAGUGGUGGUCAUCCAGGCACACACCAGGGGCAUGGCUGCCCGGCGGAAGUUCCAGCAGCAGAGAACCAAUGGACCAUUGGGUAUUCCCGCUAAAGCACCGAAGAAGAAAACUGAUCCCCCUUCCAAAAAGCGAGCAUCAAUCUACGACACCAUCAAUGACACAGAAAUGGUGGAGAGAGUAUUUGGCUUCCUCCCUUCUAUGAUGGGGCAGAAUGGCCAGAUCUCACCAGUCUUGGAGGAUUUGGAAGCAAAGAGCCAUAAAUUGCCUGAGAUUGACCUGGACACCGUUCCCAUGGUCGAGGAGACGGAGGAACCUGAUGAUGAGGCAGACAGCCUGUCCCAGUACUCUUUCUCCAAGUUUGCAGCGACCUACUUCCAGAAAUCAGCCACCCACACACACAUUCGGAAGGCUCUCCGCUCCCCUCUGCUCUACCAUGAGGAUGAUGCUGACUGCUCGGCUGCCUUGGCUGUGUGGAGCAUCAUCCUGAGGUUCAUGGGCGACCUUCCGGAGCCAAUGCUCUUUGCCAGGAACACCAUGCGUGGCAGCUCUGUGAUGCGGCAGAUCCACGAUACCCUGAGCAAGGGGAGCAGUACCCGGCCCGAACAGCAUGAUGCUCUUGCCCAGAAGGCUAGCCGCUGGGACAAAGGGACCAAGGGCAUCUCCUCCAUGAAACUGAAGCGGUCCUCCCGGAUCACAGGCCAGGUGACCAGUCAGCUGUCGGUCGGAGAGGAGGCCUUUGACCCAGAUAGACCUAUCUCAGAACGACCCAUGUCUAACCUGGAGAAGGUGCAGUUCAUCGUGAGUUUUGCCAUCCUGCGGCCCAACCUCAGAGAUGAGAUUUACUGCCAGAUCUGCAAGCAACUUACACAGAAUAGCAAAACUAGCAGCUUGGCCCGUGGCUGGAUCCUGCUCAGCCUCUGCCUGGGCUGCUUCCAGCCCUCUCAGCGGUUCAUGAAGUAUUUGCAGAACUUCAUCAGUAAUGGGCCCCCCACCUAUGGGCCCUUCUGUGCUGAGCGCCUGAGACGCACAGUUGCUAAUGGUACGCGCAUGGAGCCCCCCACCUGGCAGGAGCUGCAGGCUGUCAAGACCAAGAAGCACAUCCAGAUCCAUGUGGCCUUGCUGACUGGAGAGAACCUGACGGUCACCGUGGACUCGGCCUCCACGUCGCGGGAAGUCUGCCAGCACAUUGCUCGCAAGCAGGGUCUCACUGACCACCUGGGCUUCUCCCUCCAGGUGUCCGUGUAUGACAAGUUCUGGUUCCUGAGCAGCGGGAGUGACCAUAUUUUGGAUGCCAUUGCCCAGUGUGAGCAGCUGACCCGGGCUAAGGGUGAGAGUGAGCGUCAGUCGCCCUGGCGCAUCUACUACCGGAAGGAGUUCUUCACCCCCUGGCACAAUUCCCGGGAUGACCCCAUCAGCACGAAGCUCAUAUAUUGCCAAGUCCUCCAUGGAGUGCGGUUGGGCGAGUACAGCUUCGAGAAGGAGGAAGAGCUGGUCCAGCUGCUGGCCCAGCACUGCUAUGUGCAGCUCGGUGCCUCGCCGAGGAAGGAGGCCGUGCAGGAGCUGCUGCCCAGCUGCAUCCCCUCCAAACUCUACCGGACCAAGCCCCUGGAGAAGUGGGUCAGCCUCAUCACUGCCGCCCUCGCCAAGGCUUCAUACACCCAGAAGCAGAUUGUGCAGGAGCAGGUGGUGGAUGCUGCGCGCCUGCACUGGCCGAUGCUCUUCUCCAAGCUCUUUGAAGUCACCCCACUUUCCGGCCCCCGGCUGCCCAAGACUCAGUUGAUCUUGGCUAUUAACUGGAAGGGGUUGCAUUUCUUGGAUCAGAAGGAGAAGUUGCUUCUAGAACUCUCUUUCAUAGAGGUCAUGAGUAUGAUCGCCAAUAAGGAGGCCCGGGGUGGGCAGAGACUGCUGAUGUCCACGCUGCACGAGGAGGAGUAUGAGUUCUUGGCCCCUGCCUGUGUGGCCAUUGCAGAGUUGGUGGCCUUGUUCCUAGAGGGCCUGAAGGAGAGGUCCGUGUUCACCAUGGCUCUGCAGGACAGGAGUAACGCAGAUGAUCCCACCCUCCUGCCGUUCAAGAAGGGGGACUUGCUGAUCCUGAACAAGAGGCAGGGGCUCCUGGCCUCUGAGAAGUGGACCCAAGGCCAGAAUGACAGGACGGGCAAGAGCGGGCUGGUGCCCUUGGCCUGCCUCUACGUCAUCCCCACCAUCACCAAGCCCCCGACACAGCAGCUGAGUUUGCUGGCCAUGUCCCCUGAGAAGAGGAAGCUGGCCGCCCAGGAGGUCCCGACCAGAGCAACGCUGUCUGAGGAGAAAGCACACACCCUGGAGGAAUUUUCUUACGAAUAUUUCAGGACCCCGGAGAAGGAGUCGGUCAGCAGAGCCGUGCUCCCCACGGCCCGUGCCCGGGGCCACCUGUGGGCUCACUCUUCUGAGCCGCUGCGGCAGCCUCUGCUCAAGCGUGUGCACGCCAACCCUGAGCUGCGGGACAUGGCCUGUCAGAUCUUCAACGCGAUCCUCAGAUAUAUGGGUGACUACCCCACUCGGCAGAACUGGACCUCCCUGUACCUCACGGACCAGAUCUUCUCCUCAGCCCUCCAGAAUGUGGUCCUGCAGGACGAGGUCUACUGCCAGAUCCUGAAGCAGCUGACGAACAACACCUCAGGGUACAGUGAGGAGCGGGGCUGGCAGCUGCUGUGGCUCUGCACGGGCCUCUUUCCGCCUGGCAAGGCGCUGCUGCCCCAUGUCCAGAAGUUCAUAGACACAAGGAGGAGGAAGCCGCUGGCUCCUGACACCAGUCGCCGGAUCCAGAGGGUCUUGAGGUUAGGGCCGCGGAAGCAGCCCCCACACCAGGUGGAGGUGGAGGCCGUGGAGAAGAACAUCACCCGCAUCUGCCACAAGGUUUUCUUCCCCAAUGACACCAGUGAGAUGCCGGAGGUGAACAGUGGCACGCGGGUCCGGGAAGUGUGUGAGAACAUUGCCAAACGGCUGAAGCUGAGCUCCUGGGAAGGCUGCAGCCUCUUCAUCAAGAUCGCCGACAAGGUCAUCAGCGUGAAUGAGGGAGAGUUCUUCUUCGACGCCUUGCGGAAUAUUUCAGACUGGGUGAAGAAGAACAAACCCCAGAAAGAAGGGGCCUCCGUGGCACUGCCCUACCAGGUGUUCUUCAUGAGGAAAUUGUGGCUCAACGUGACCCCAGGGAAAGACGUGAAUGCAGACACCAUACUCCAUUACCACCAGGAGCUGCCCAAGUACCUGCGCGGCUUUCACAAGUGCUCCCGAGAGGACGUGCUGCAACUGGCAGGCCUCAUCUACCAGGCCCAAUUUGGCAAGGACCGUUCCCACUUAGCUAGUAUCCCCAAGAUCCUGAGAGAGCUCGUGCCGGAAAACCUCACCCGCCUCAUGUCCACAGAAGAAUGGAAGAAGAACAUCCUGCUGGCCUGUGACAAGCACAAGGACAAAACGGUAGAAGAGGCCAAAGUGGCCUUCCUGAAGCUGAUCAGCCGUUGGCACACCUUCGGGUCAGCCUUCUUCGAGGUGAAGCAAACCUCCGAGCCCUCCUACCCGGACAUCAUCCUCAUCGCCAUCAACCGGCACGGAGUGCUGCUGAUCCACCCGAAGACCAAGGACCUGCUCACCACCUACCCCUUCACUAAGAUCGCCAACUGGAGCAGCGGCAGCACCUACUUCCACAUGUCGCUGGGCGGUCUGGGCCGCAGCAGCCGCCUGCUGUGCGAGACCUCCCUGGGCUACAAGAUGGACGACCUACUGACCUCCUACGUGCAGCAGAUCCUGAGUACCAUGAACAAGCAGCGAGGAUCCCGUGCACCAGCCCUGGCCAGUUCCUAGCGCGGGGACCCCCUUGCUUGCUGUCAGCCCUCCCAAUCUGGGGCCCCGCAGACUCCCCAAGGAGAGCCAGGGCCGUCCCUCUGCAGGGAGCUUGCUGUGCCCCUCUCUCCUGAAGGCCCUCACCCCAUCUCCUGGAAUCCUAGG